This is a messenger RNA of Dujonia railenensis, 1269 nucleotides long. The record is from the annotation of a GenBank genome assembly. NCBI's taxonomy places the organism in Eukaryota, Fungi, Ascomycota, Pichiomycetes, Serinales, Debaryomycetaceae.
AUGUCCAGAAACGAACUACCUGUGUAUCCAACUCCAGGCGAGAGACACGAAUUGCAGCAUCCACAUAAAACGAAAGUCAGCCAUCGUUCACAAGCAAACAAUCAUCUGAAACCUAUUUACCGCCCUCCUCAAUCUCAAGGUUACCAGAAUGGCAACGUGUAUAGCCAAGCCCCAAUCCAGGGCCAGGCUCCGCCUGCUCCAACACCCCAGCAAUAUUUCCAAUCUCAACCAGCACCACAGAAGCCAGUUCAUGGAUAUCAACAACCACAGCAAAUGCAACCUCCUCCUCCUCCCCAGAAUCAUGCUUAUGUACAACCACAUUCGUCAGCUGCUAGUGGUCACUACUAUCAGCAACUGCCUCAAUCUCAUCCUCAAGCUACUGGUGGCCAAUACUAUCAAUCUCAAACUCAACCACCUAGCAAUGUAAACUAUCAAACGAGCUCAUACACACAAGCACCACCCCCACAAGAUCAUUAUGCACAGCAACAACUUCCACCCCAACAACAGUACGGUCAUGCUCAACCUCUAUAUCAAAACCAAAGUCACUCGCCUAGCUAUGAUUCAUUCCGGGAUUCCGGCAGUGGCCCAUCUAAAAGACCUCAAAAUCCGUCGGGCUCUGGUUCCAGUAUUAUCACUUCUCAAACAGCCAACAGGGAUCCUUACAGACAGAAAAAUAGAUCAAAGGAGUCGUUAGAGUCGUCUUCACUUAGUUCCAAGCAAAGGCUAGAAAAUGAAUUAAGAGUGAUGUUUGAUAAAGUGGAUAUUAAUCGUUCUGGUUCAAUUAGCCCUAGAGAGUUGUCCUCAGCUUUAUUGAACUUCGAUCAUACAAGGUUCCAGGACUCGACCAUCAUUUUGAUGAUCAACUUGUUCACUUCUCCGGAACAACCAAAAAAAUCUCUAACUUUUGAACAGUUUGUGUCAUUAUGGAAGUAUUUGGCUGCUUACAAGAAAUUAUUUGUUGCUGCUGAUGCUGACAGACUGGGUGACAUUUCCUUUGGAGAAUUUCAAAAGAUCUUGGAGCAAAUUGGUUACAAGUUGGAGGUAGACCUAGUAUUAUUAUUCUUCCAUAAAUUUUCCAAUAAAAAUGUGAAAGUAACGGAUAGCACGAGCAAUAUGGCUAUUGCAAAGUUGAAAUUUGAUGCAUUUAUAGAGCUAUUGGUAUAUCUAAGAAAGUUGACUGAUGUAUUUAAGAAAUAUGAUAAGGAUUUGAAAGGUGUUGCUACUAUUAAUUUCCUGGAAUUCUUAACUGAAGUAAGCAAUUUGUCUUGA